This is a messenger RNA of Pocillopora damicornis (cauliflower coral), 7654 nucleotides long. RefSeq lists its product as uncharacterized. Lineage: Eukaryota; Metazoa; Cnidaria; Anthozoa; Scleractinia; Pocilloporidae. The record is from RefSeq and is a predicted model, not a curated record. Gene Ontology annotation, molecular function: GTPase activity; GTP binding.
AAGGUCAUAUGGGCGUGACGCUCGUAUCUGAUUUGGACGAUUUCGAGCAUUCCAGUGAAGGAAAGCGCACCUUAAGCCAGACUUCUGAAAGCAAUCAGGCUAAUUUAGGUGUUCCCAAAUCAAGAGAAGUUUCUCUUAACUAUCUGAGAGGAAAAAUUGCAAGGCACGAUUCUUUUGAAAGGCCAAGGCAAAACUCCCCAAUUACUACUGAAAACUGGAGUAUAGAUCGAGGUGUUGAGCUAAAUGCGGCCAACAACAGUGAUGGUGUAGAUCUCAAUGAAAAUGAUAGCAUUUCUAAAGGUGCUGGCGACUUCGCUGCUAAGGCCACCCGGAAAGAAAGUGGCUCUCCAGCUUUUUCAGGUGGAACCACAGAAGUGAGUAUGGAUACAGAUGAUACCUGGAAGGGAGAUGAUGUGAGUCAUCAGAGAGACGAAAUGGAUAUCGCCAGCCUAGAACCUAACAGGACACCAGGUAUUGGUUUGGAAGCAAAUGAGGAGACCGCUUAUGUGAAAAGUGCUGAAAAUGAUAUGGAAAUUGCAAAGCAACCAUGCAAGAGAAAGGAUUUCCCUUCGUUUCUUGAUUCACAAAACGAAACCAAGAGAAAGGCGGCCAAGGAAGACAAACGUGAAACAGGGUACUCCAAGAAAAUAAAGCGUCUUUCAGAAACUUAUACUGAGGGAGACGAACUUCUUCCGACGAUAAAAAGUGAAUUCUCUUUGAAACCUUUCAGUUCGACUCUACAACGUUUAGAACGAAACUCAACUGAAAGACCUGAAGAACACCGGACAACAACCUUUGGAUAUCCAAGAAGUUUGUACCAAGAAACGGCUUGUGGGGAGAAAGCUUCCAAAAGAUAUUUCCACACAGAGCAAGAUCAGGGAAGGGCGAACUCUUCGACAGAAGAUGUUAGCCGAGAAACAUUUGUGAGAAGCGACCAUUUCAGUACUUCGUAUCCUUCGCAAACGACAAGCAGUCAAGGAACGUUGAAAUCCACUUCAUUUCUGGAAUCGACGACAGAUCGGGCCCUUGCCUUAGCAGACCAUGACGACAAAAGUAUCUCUCUUAGUCCAGAGUUGGAGAAUGAUUUUGCGUCAACACAUGGGAUAUCGAGGGAAGAAAUACGGGAACCUCAGGGUUCCUUUACAGCUCCUUCUUCAGAAGAUGGUGCCAAAAUGUUUGAGCUGAUGUUGGAACGAAGUGCACAGAAGAGAUUGACCGAAGAAAUGCCGCAAUCCAGUUCAAGCACUCAUCGGAAGUCUUCGAUUCAGCCUUCUAUGGAAAGUGUCACCACCUCAGUGCUAGAGUUGGAAGGGAAGAGCCAAAGGAGACUUCUAGGAGAAAUCCCAGAUAUCAGUUCUCGUAGUUCUUUGAUAGCCCCUUUGGAGACUAUUGCGUCUUCAGGACCAAAGGUGGAAGGCAGUGGACAGAAGAUAUUAAUAGAAAAGAGUUCGGAAAUCAGUUCCAGAGAACAAGAGAGUUUCUUGGCAGAUCCUUCUUGUAUAGAGAGAGGCACAUCUUCAAAACCAGAGAUAAAAGGCAAUGAACAAAGGAAAGCGACGGAUCCUAUCCCACAAAUUAGUUCUAAUGGUCAUUCGACCUCCUUACCAGCGCCAUCUUCUGAGGAAAGUGUCACAUCUUCAAAGCGAAAGUUUGAAGCCAGUGGACAUUCAGUGUUGACUCCUGAAAUGCCAAAAACAGUUUCCAGCUAUUUUCAGAGUUCCCCGACCGCGCCCUCUUUUAUUGAAACGUCCACAUUUUCAGAACCAAAGUUGGAAGGAAGAGAGAUUAGUAGAUUGAAUGAAGAAAACCCGGGAACUAGCUCCAGAGAUGAACAAAGUUCCUCGACAACACCCUCUUUAAAAGAGAGUACCGCAACUUCAAAUUCAGAUUUUGAAGGCAAUGAAAAGUUGGUAGACACGGAAAAAAUAUCUAAAAUCAGAACUAUCGACCUUCAAAGCUGUUUUAAUGCGCCUCCCAAGGAGACCUACGCAUCAUCAAAACCCAAACUGGAAAGCAAGAUUCUAGAAAACAUUCCGACUCCGGACAUCGGUGGUCGAAAUAGCGAUGGGGAUGACUCCAAGUUUUCUGACUUUUCCAGGAAGGAAAAUAACCUCCAUGUCCCUAUCCUGCCUGGGGAUGAAGUAGUUGUGUGGGAUGACAUCGAGUCUAAAUCUUUCUCCACAGGCCAUUCGUUAAUCUUAAACAAUGACAAUGAAGUUCCAGAUGCUGAUAAAGAUGCUGAGAAGAAGCUACGAUCUCUCAAUACGCUCACAGACGCUUUCCUCAAGGAGGAUGAUAACAGGAAAAACCUAACAUCGUCAACAGGAAUUCCCACUUGGACAGAAACUUCACGACUAGAGAAGAUCGUUAACACGCCGUACAGAUACCCUAACGAUGAAUCAAGAGCUAAUAGCUCUUCUGAAGAAUUUGGCAGCUACGUUGAGCGAGAUGCAGAUUCCUUAGAUCCUAAAACUGAUCACGAAGACAGAGAAUUUAGCAAUAAGGAGCUAUGCGUAGUGGAGAAUGUUUGUUAUGUAGCUUCUACCGACAACGAUUGUCAGUGGGAAGACGGAUCUCAAAGCGUGAAGCUUGACGGUGAUCUUUUGGUCGAAAGAAAUGCCUUUUUCUCCGAACAGGAGAUGGGUUCAAGUCCCUCCGAAUCCCUAGAAAUUAGAAAGACAGAUGACGGUUUAGUCUGCGACGAGGAAAUGAGAGGCAAUGAUGUAAACGAGAUUUCUUGUACUUAUGACAUGGAUGAAUACUCUUCUGAAGAUCAGGUGAUCGAAGUCUAUGGAAACGAUGCACCGUACUCGACGUAUCCUGAAAACAGUUACUCAAGUUCAGGAGAUAUUAACAUGAAAACUGAAAGUGACGCCCUUGCAUAUGUAGGAAGCAAGGUUGUGAGUGAGGAAAUCCGUGAACCAGCUGAAACGAGAAAAAUUCACCUGGUGCAACCAGCAGACGGAUUAAGUGGACGCUCGUCAUAUGGUUCUGAUCACACUGAAACACCGAAGGAAAAUGAAAGUUUUUGUGAAACAGAGGCCAAUUUUGGGAUAAAGGAAGUUUGUCAUCAAAGACUUUUAACCGUUUCAGCUACAUUCCCAUAUUCUAACUCAGAAGAAAAUUUCGAAAUUGCUCCAUUAUAUGAACACUAUACCGACUAUUCAGCCGUGCAGGGUCUUGACAAGCAAUGCCAAGUAGAAAUCCUACAGGAUAAUUUCCAGAAGUACGAAUCAAGGGAAAGUCAGACUUCUUUUUUGAACGGUGCUACAGAUACGGGAUGUCAAACAUAUAAGGUCAGCGACUUACCUAAUCUUAGAGGCACAUUGCAAAACCAAAGUAUCGAAUGUCAAACGGAGUUACCUACCAUUUGCUGCGUCAGGUGCGGAGGCCCUGUAGAUUCAUUCGAAAUUCACGAUAAGCUACCAGAGGAAUGCCGAUACACUGAGAGAGAAUCCCAGACAAUCUCUGGAUAUGGGCAUAUUUCGACAUCAUCGAAGGAAUGUCAGACAAGUCCUGCAAGAGAUGAUUUUGCACAAUUACUACUUCAUCAAAGCAGUGCUAAGAUUACUGGGAAUAAAGCAGUUGAAGAUAUUUCCUUUGAAAGCAAGGGAUGUCAAACGUCUCAGAAGAGCCUUCUGUUAAUCACUGGCGGAGCGCAGGCCCCUCAGGGAUGGACAUCAUAUUACAAGGCUGGCGUUUCGGACAAAGAAAUCCAAACAUCAUCUAAUGUUGUGCUCGUUUCAUCACCAGCCCAGUGCGACAUACUUCCCUUCACUGAUAUUGGUGACGUAGCUGCACGAGAAAACGAAACAUCCCGGAUUGUUUCCUUCGAUACAAAAGAGUGUCAAACAGUGCGUGACCUUGAACUUCUUUUGGCGACGUCCAAACAUUGUCAGACCUUUUCUUUCGAAACUAUAAGCGCUGGGAACGGAAAUAGACCAACACUCGACAGCAAAGGAUGCCAAACUCUCCCCGCCAGUCAAACCGAGUCAAAGGAAUGCCAGACAGUGGAGGAAGUUAUAUGGGAUACAACUGAUGCUGCUAAAAGUUCUAAGGAUGAUCAAAGCGUUAGUAAUGUCAGCGUACAGUGCCAAACAGUAUCUGACUCAACAAAUGAACUAUAUCAUCCAUUGUGGGACCGUUUCGAUUCGAUGGAAGUGGGUGGCGAGGAUGCUAGAAGUAAGUCCUCUGACCCUCUUCAUCGAAAUGCGCUUACCAUAAGUUGUGAAAACAAAGGAAGUCAAACAAAGCCUGAGAGAGAUAUCCUCCUUACAUCUUCAAAACUCUGCCAGACGACAAUUUUAGACACGGCUAUGGCCUGUAAGAACAAAGAAAGCCAGACGCAACUGGAUGACGAAAUCUUCUUAAUUUUGCCAAAAGCAUGCCAAACAAUACCAUACGGUUUGGACGAUACGGAUUCAAAGUCUUCCAUUGAUGGGCCUAUUGGCUCUCAAGACUUUGAAUUAUCUCUUGCUGAAGGCAGCGACCAGCAAUUAGAGAUCUCCAGUCCGCCAAACCAGAUGGCGUCUCGCCAUCGUCCAGCCACUUAUGGUAAGAGCCCCGACACUAUUGAGGAAUCCGUCGUGGGAUUUCAAUUCUUCCAUGGAAUGGACGAAACAAACCUUUGCAAAAAUAACGGUAUGGAACCACUUUCGCCAGUAAGCUCGUCUGUAGUUGUGGAAGUCUUAGACAAAGGCUGUCAAGCCAUGUUGUGCGAUUGUGGAAACUGCGCUGAACAACAUGCGCACUUGAGCAAUUCUGCUGAAAUGUCAAGUGAUGCUGAGAAAGGGGCGGCUAUGCGAGUGUCAGAAGGUAUGCAAAAGGAACAAGCAAGUCUCAUUAAGCAGCUGGAUAUGCUCAGGGAUAUGAAUCAGAAGCUCAGAGAUGACAAGGAUGCAAUCGAGGCAGCACAUCAAGCGAUGUUAAUGGCUAAAAAGGAAAGAGGAUAUGGCAGUCUCAGUGAUGAGAUUGAAGAAGCCGAGAAAAAGACCAAAGUUUCUCGGCAAGGUUCCCAGAUGUCCAAGUACGUGAGAAAGAGACGUACCCCUGGUGCGGAGGAAACAUGGGGAAACCAAGGUUCCGUGGGAUCGUUAAGUGAAGAGGAAGUAGACGGGCCUAACAUAAGUGAUUCCGCACGACCUCCUGCAAGAAGGCGAUCUAAACGGCGCGACAUGAAGAAACAGGGCUCUGUUUUGCAUUCGUAUUUCCCAAAUGCUGGUACUGGUAAGCAAAGCUCUGCGUCCCUUCCUGACUCCAUACGAGAAGAGGCUGAAUUUGAAGGAGAUCCAACUCUUGAACUCAUCUCAGAUGAGAAGCUGCAAGAGGAAGAGCGGCCGGCUUGGGCCCAAAAGAUACUGUCUUGUGUGCAACCUAAAGAGCCUGUAGAAGAAGAGAGAGAAGAUUCACAGAUGAGGACAAGCGACGAAGAACUCGAAGAAGACGUGUUCAGAACAAGAAAAGCUGAUUUGAUAUCUGGUGAUGGCACCAACAGGUUAAAAACAGGGAAAGAUGACUCCGACAUGUCAUAUUCUGAGGGAUUGAGCGGCGAAACUGGCAGUGAGACAGACGAGAGACCAAACUCCCCACGCGCAGCGCCUGUCGGGAAGGACAAUGAAAUGAAUCGAGUAGGAUCACAGGACAUGAGCGAAGCAGGUGUGUCGACGAUUAGUGAGCCCUCCACACCAGAAAGAGUGUUCAAAGUGGUGUUUGUUGGCGACUCCGGUGUAGGAAAGUCUAGUUUCAUCCACCGGUUUUGCCAUGACGCUUGGAGACCUUCAUUCACUGCAACGAUAGGGGUUGACUUCCAAAUUAAAACGAUGUGUAUAGAUGGCAGAUGUUUUGCACUGCAGCUCUGGGACACUGCUGGCCAGGAGAGAUUUCGAAGCAUCACAAAACAAUACUUCAGGAAGGCGGACGGAGUAAUUGUAUUUUAUGACAUCACCAUGGAGACAUCAUAUCUAAACAUAAAAAACUGGAUGAUAAGCGUAGAGGAAGGAACGGAUGACGGCACAGCUAUCAUGAUUGUUGGUAACAAGACCGAUCUGGUAGAGGAUGACAGCCACCGAGCAGUGCAGAGUCAGGAAGGAAAGAAAUUAGCCGAGGAAUACAAAGCCUUGUACACUGAAACGAGCGCAAAAACGGGGUACAACAUAACGGAAUCGAUGGCGGAAUUUUCCAAAAUGCUGCAAGUGAGGGAAGACGAAUUAAUGCAGAGCGUUUUGAAUCUCGUGCAAGAAAAACCUGGCAAAAAGAAAUGCUGUAAAUAAUAGUUCUUGGUGUCGUAUCGUCAGAUAUUAGGAUCCUCAAUUGUAGCUACGAUGAGACAAAAUCCAAGAUGAAGUCAAAUCCUGGUCUCUUGCUGGAGUGUUCAAACGAUGAUCACCUGACUAUUUUUCAGUCACACAGGGGCAUAUGAUCGAAUUGGAUCCAAGUUCGAUCUUGGAGAAGCUGCUGCGGAGACAGUUGACUUGCACUGAGAGGACGGACAUUGUGAAUCGUUAUAAGAUGCCAAAGUACUUGGUUAGAUUUGCGAUAACAUUCUGAAUCAAAAGUAAUUUUGCCAUCUUUCAAGGACAAUUUUCCUACACUAAGUCAGCUUUUCGUCCUACGUAGCUCUCAAGAUGUACAAAAGCGAUAAAAAAGUGACCGUCUCGAUGACGGAAACCAAAAAAAAAUUUUGGAAAUUUGGUGUCAAACAACGGAAAAAAGGCUCAUGUUUUAUUUAUCCAAUGACUAUUAUUAUUUAUAGUGUAACUUGAUAAAAGCGUUAGUAGAGGAAUAAACUAAACAAGUAUAGGAGGCCGGUAAUGACGGUGUGCCUUUAUAUUUGUUAAGACGACUGUUAAAGUUUCCUUCGUUAAUCGUUGUAUGACGAUCUUAUCUCUUAACGGUCUUAGACUUCCCUAAAAACAAUCUCUGUCUGGCCCGCUAAAUGUCAUGCAGUGUCACUCAAGUUGCUGUGGAAAAAACGGAGUCUAUUUAUGUUUAAUUUGUUUUAAAUUACCUUCUCGUGAGAACGCUCUUCGAAUGAGUGUUGUGAAACCAAAACCAAAGUAAUCACAAUGGCCAAUCAGAAGAAAGAGAAAUACUUUGAAGAGCCAAUGAGAAUUCAAAGUAAAACCAAACGUGGGCAGCUGUGAUUGGUUUACGUUUUCCAUCGUUUUGAUUGGUUGAGAGAGUGGUGUAGAGUCUUUUUUUUUAACCAAUUUCAGAGGGAAAUUAGGCAAAACUAAUGCAAACCCACGUUACUAUCAACCUUCAAGUGAAAACUACACUAAUGUAGCAAGUAUGGAGCUGUUGCAUGUCUGAUGAAGUAACAAAAUUGUACAGAUUUUCGGCAAUACAUCGUCUUGUUUGAGACAUUUCAGGACAUAUUUUGCAUUUUGCAAGGGUGAAACCCAUGUCAUUAAAUUAUUUAAACUUCAGUUUAAGAGCGUUCUUUUUCUAAGGGACAGUCAAGUGAGGUGUUGUUGGUUUUUGGAAAAAAAAUUAGGUUUCAGUUUAGUUGGUUUGAAGUCAAAGGGAUUGAAUAGAGAGAUAAAUUGUCCCAAUAUCUUCCAGUGUUACACUUUGCAGGUAUAAAUUAUUCCGUGGGGGUGUAUCCUCAGUGGGGAACUUCAUUAAGAAUGCAAUAAAAAGUAUUUUUAAUUAA